UGGUGCUCAUCUUGAUAGGUUGUGCGGAGCGCUCGCUCAGGUGAGCGGAGCAGACGAGAUGUGAGGUCCGCUGAGGUACGACGCAAUGGUUAUUAUAUGAGUGGAAGGAUAUAUUGGCGCAUAAAAACACGCUGGAAGAGGAGGAUAUUUAUAGGAUUUUGUUAAACGAUUUAUGGACGAAAGGUGUGUUGGGCGUUUUCUUCUUUUUGUGACAGGACUAUAAGAGGAUGGAUAUGUUAUGAAAGAGAUGAGUGCUCUGCACGUAUUUAGAGGAAAGAAACGCUUGGAAAAACGCUGAAAGGAUUUGAUUUUUUCUGCUUAACGAUUUUAGGACGAUAUACCAAGGGUGUUGGGCGUUUCUUAUCUUGAUCUUUGUUUUGAGGUAUCACAGGCUAAACAAAAUGGAGCAGAAGGCGAUACUGUUGGCAGUGCUGUGGUUCGUUGUGAUAUUUCUCUUUGAAUCUAACGUUGUGUCGUCUGCUCAGUGUGAACAGAUUCAAAUUCCCAUGUGUCAGAGGAUGCAGUACAAUAUGACUAGGAUGCCAAACUUAUUACAUCACAGCACACAGAAAAACGCCAUUUUAGCAAUAGAACAAUUUGAACAGUUGGUUGACACCCAGUGCAGUAGUUCCUUAUUGUUUUUUCUCUGUUCGAUGUACGCGCCUAUCUGUACAAUGGAGUUUUCACAGGACGCGAUUCCUCCCUGUCGGAGCGUCUGUGAGAAUUCGAAGAUUGGGUGCGAACCCGUGAUGCUACGCUAUAACGUAUCGUGGCCUGAGAGUCUGGAUUGCACCAGACUUCCAUCAUACAAUAGAGGAGUCUGCAUCAUGCCAGAUGCAAUUGUUGCCAAAAUGCCAGAAGAGAAAGGGAGGAAAAAAGGGAAAGGGAAAGGGAAGGGGAAGAAGAACAAGAGAAGACGGGGAAAGAAAAACGUAGCAAGGAAGCCGGAUCGAUGCAACCGGAGAUGCAAGAAAAGAAAGUUCAGAGAGAAGAUUUACCAAGCUAAAAAGUUUGAUUACGCAAUAAGAGCGAAAUGGAAGGAGUCAGACAAAGAUACCAUGGGCACAACCAUCAUCAAAGUGGAGGUGGUCGAAGUCAUCAAACAUGGCCGCGUUGCCAUAGCAGUAGGCGAUGCCAACUUAUGGACGAACACUUCCUGUAUCUGUCCCAGGUUUCGAAAGUCGCGUGAAUAUUUCAUUCUUGGGCAUGAGGAUGCUGUGAAUGAGAGGCUGCUGUAUUUGAGGCAGUCACUGAGCUAUACUUGGAAGAAUACGUAUCCCAGACUUAUGCAGAAGUGGGAUGCUGUUGCAAGUACUACCAUCCCUGUCACCAAUGACGACAACAGGGCAAACAAAGAUGAUGAAGGAACAACGGGCAAAAAAAAGAAGAAGAAAAAGAAGAAGAAGGGCAAGAAAAAAAAUACAUCUCGCACAGAUCGGGAGAAGAAGGAAAGAGAGAGGAGGCGCCGAAAUAGACACAGAACGCCACGACCCACCCAGAGCGUAGCCACGCAGGCAACAUUCUUCAUAUGAGGAUGCUAGGACUAAAAUUCAAACUGGAAUAGCUACGGAGGAUUGAUACAUGGAUGGCUGAAUGGAUGGGGAAAAUCAAACAGUCAGUAUUGUGGGGAUAACACAGUUGGAUAUUGUAAGAAAUCAACUGCCCCUGUAACUUGACCAGUAGCUGGUUUUGUUCCCGGGGCUUUGUUGGGACCUCUGCUUCCAUAGUUGAAUCACCGUGUACAUUGCUAACCUGGCUAUAGAACAGUUCAUGUGGACUUGGACACAUAGGAGGUUCUCUGGAUAUGUACCUUGAAUUGUCAUGCUCACAGGAAUGAUACCGAGUGGACCGGGUUACCGGUAAAAACAUUUACGUUCACUAAUAUAGUGAGUUGCUGUUAUUGAUCUGUUCGUCAUUGUAGGGACGUCUUUAACACUAUUAGGUGAUGGUGAGUGGCUUGUAAAUGUGCAUUAGGUCGUCAUAGUGCUAGCGACAACGCGUGAAUUUGUUACUCCGUAGUUGUGAAAGACUACACAAAUUGUACGUGUUUGACGACUUAUUUGCCAAAUAGGCCACCUUAUUUGUUACGAGUAAAACUCGUGGGGUUAAGAUCAUGAAUGCAAAUGUGAAAUUGAAGUUGAUUUUUUACCUGGCACGUUUUAUCACAAAUCAUAGUGCUUUUGAUCAGAAUCCCAACCAACCUACGUGUAAUAUUAUACUACAUAAUACAAAGAUUGUGAUCGGAUGCUUAGAACCAUGUGGAAAUGUGUCUGUAAUAAAUAUAGUUGCCA
This is a messenger RNA of Lineus longissimus, 2291 nucleotides long. Its product is annotated as secreted frizzled-related protein 3-like. The record is from RefSeq and is a predicted model, not a curated record. The coding region runs from base 402 to 1532 and encodes 376 amino acids. Gene Ontology annotation, cellular component: cytoplasm. Gene Ontology annotation, molecular function: Wnt-protein binding. Gene Ontology annotation, biological process: non-canonical Wnt signaling pathway; canonical Wnt signaling pathway. The transcript is spliced from 6 exons. NCBI's taxonomy places the organism in Eukaryota, Metazoa, Nemertea, Pilidiophora, Heteronemertea, Lineidae.